AAAAAAAAAAAAAAAAAAAAAAAAAAGACACUCCCCGCACCCUAACUCCAGUGGUACCACCACACUCCCUUUGUUUGCUGUGCUAGCCUGCUCCCAUCUUCCUCCUCCUCUCUCUCUUUCUCUUUUAUCUCAGAAAAAGCAAGAAGAAGAAGGAAGAGAAAAUGAGGGAGAAGAAGAAAAGGUUACAUUGCUUACAGCAGCUUCUGCUGGAAGCGCUUCUGCUUCUGGUCCGCCUCCGGUUUGCCGUCUGCUCUCCGGCUUCCUCCGGGCCGACUCUGGCGGACGACCUGAGCGCGCUGGCGGCGUUCCGGGGGGCGUCGGGCGGCCGGGCGGGGGCGCUGUCGAGCUGGAACCUGUCGGAGCCGUGGUCGGCGUGCGCGACGUGGGAGGGGGUGACGUGCGCGGGGGGCCGCGUGAGCCGGCUGGUGCUGGAGGGACUGUCCCUGUCCGGGCCGUCGGCGCUCCCCCACCUCGCCCGCCUCGACCGCCUCCGCGUGCUCAGCCUCAAGUCCAACCUCCUCUCCGGGCCCAUCCCCGACCUCUCCCCGCUCUCCACCACCCUCAAACUCCUCUUCCUCUCCCACAACGCCCUCUCCGGCCCCAUCCCCGACUCGCUCUUCAGCCUCACCCGCCUCUACCGCCUCGACCUCUCCUGCAACAACCUCUCCGGCCCGGUCCCCGUCGAGGGCCUCGACCGGCUCGACCGGCUGCUCACGCUCCGGCUCGACUCGAACCGGCUCUCCGGGCCCGUCUCCGCCCUCGCCCUCCCGCGCCUCCAGGACCUCAAUCUCUCCUCCAACCUCCUCUCCGGCGCCAUCCCCGCCGCGCUCGCCGCCUUCCCGGCCGCGUCGUUCGCCGCCAACGCCGCGCUCUGCGGCGCGCCGCUCCCGCCCUGCCGCGACUUCGCCAGCGACCCCACGCGCCCCUCGGCGAGGCCGCCGCCCCGCGUCCCCCCCGCCGCAGCCGUCGUCGCGUCCUCGCCCUCCUCCUCCGCCCCGCCCAGCCGCGGGGGGCGGGUGAGCCGCGCCGCCGUGGUGGGCAUCGUCGCCGGCGACUUCGCGCUCCUCGUGCUCGUCUCCGGCCUCCUGUUCUGCUACUUCUGGCGCAAGUUCGCCGCGGGGAGGAAGGCCCCCUCGCGGCUCCACGAGGGCGAGAAGAUCGUCUACUCCGCCAGCCCCUACGGCGGAGGCGGGGCCGGGUACGAGAGGGGCAAAAUGGUCUUCCUAGGCGACGGCUCCGGCUCUAAUAAGAGGUUCGAGCUCGAAGACCUGCUGCGGGCCUCCGCGGAGAUGCUGGGAAAGGGGAGCUACGGGACGGCGUACAAGGCGGUGCUCGACGACGGCAGCGUCGCGGCGGUGAAGCGGCUCCGCGACGUGCAGGUGUCCGGGAAGCGCGAAUUCGAGCAGCAUUUGGAGCAGCUCGGCCGCCUCCGCCACCCCAACCUCGUCCCCCUCACCGCCUACUACUACGCCCCCGACGAGAAGCUCCUCGUCUACGACUACAUGCCCAACGGCAGCCUCUUCUCCCUUCUCCACGGGAAUCGGGGGCCGGGGAGGACGCCGGUGGAUUGGGGGCUGCGAAUGCAGAUCGCGGCGGGGGCGGCGCGGGGGCUGGCGCACAUCCACCACGCGAGGCGAUCGCCGAAGCUGGCGCACGGGAACGUGAAGUCGACGAACGUGCUGCUCGACAAGGCGGGCAACGCGCGGCUCGCCGACUACGGCCUCGCGCUGAUGGUGCCCUCGGCGGGCGCCUCCCGCUCCGCGGGGUACCGCCCGCCCGAGGCGCCCCCGGCCGACGGGCGCCGCGCCUGGGCGACGCAGCGGGGCGACGUCUACGCGUUCGGCGUGCUGCUCCUGGAGCUGCUCACGGGGAGGCCUGCAGCUUCGGACAACGCCGGGGGAGGGGCCAUGGAUUUGCCGACAUGGGUGCAGUCGGUGGUCCGCGAGGAGUGGACGGCCGAGGUCUUCGACCUGGAGCUCAUGAGGUAUAAAGGGAUCGAGGAGGAGAUGGUGGGCAUGCUGCAGCUGGCGCUGCGGUGCACGGCGGCUGCGCCCGAGCAGCGGCCCAAGAUCGGGCAGGUCGUGAGGGUGAUCGACGAGGUCCGGGCCGCGUCCGCCGGCGGCGGAGAGGUCUCGCCUUCGCACGAAUCCUUCGACUCCAUCUCUGACUCGCCCUCUGUCUCCGAGGAUGCCGCCGCCGCCGGUGCUGCCAGCCAGUGAUGUCCUGUUUCUCUGGUCCAACGGUUCCAGUUCCAGUUCCUUCCAACGGCUUUGCUUUGUCUUCCCUCUUUUUAUUUUUUCCCAAGUUUUUUUUGGUCUGUGGUGUGAAUUAGCGGAUUUAUGUGUGCCCUUGGAUGAGAAAUGGACGAUGUAAAUUAUGGGUGGGUAUUGCUUUUUUGUUUUCUUUCUUUUUUAAUGUCGGGGGGGGCUUUUGGUUUGCUGAGAAAGGGUGCGACCAUUUUAUUACUGGGGCCGCGUUGGAUGCCCGCCCGAGGAGCUGGUGUGUCCUGUCUCCCAUGUGUCCGGCCGGAGUGGUCUCCAUAAUCAGCGGGUAGUGAUGUUGAUGCUUUGUGUGUACCGUUGCUAAAGAUAUAUUGUGCAAUCAUGACCGUCCGUUUUGGUCGAUUUUUUCUUUA
Molecule: messenger RNA, 2635 nt
Organism: Ananas comosus (pineapple)
Lineage: Eukaryota; Viridiplantae; Streptophyta; Magnoliopsida; Poales; Bromeliaceae
Product: probable leucine-rich repeat receptor-like protein kinase At1g68400
Exons: 3
Coding region: 162-2219 (685 amino acids)
Biological process (GO): protein phosphorylation
Molecular function (GO): protein kinase activity; protein binding; ATP binding
Source: RefSeq, a predicted model, not a curated record